UUCUUUGUCUGGCCGUACAACAUUGUAUUGCCAGGCAACCAGUAAAACUACCCUGACUUGCGUGAUUAAGCUGAAACCUGCAUAUUAUCAAGAUGUUCUCAAGCUCGUGGUAUGCGCGUACGCGGCCACUCUCCUCUAUUUUCGGUCAAGCUUGUUCCAAAGUCCUCCCACAAAUUGCCCCAUAUAUACAAUCCAAUCCAGGAAGGGCGGUCUCACGAGUCUCAGACUCGAUCUUGUGGUCUACAGAGAGCAGACUACUAACUUUUCGUCCACCGUAGGUACUCCGUUCCAACAGAUAUAGGAGACCGCACAGCAGGUGUUCCCUGUAACACAACAAGCGUGGCAAAGGAGCAGCAUUUAGAUAGAACAACCCAGAGCCUUUUCUAAAACCAAAGCAUGCACGUUGCAAGCCCUCUAACUAACAAGGUUCCGGAACGAAAUCGGGUUCCGAACCCAUCCCAGAGUUGCGAACACCAUCAUCGUCUAUCAGCCACCAAGUGCUUCCCGUCGGCACAAUAUACCAACGGUAACCAGCCUCAGGUUUAGACCCAAGACGCCUCGCGUCUGAACAAGUGCGCCACCAAUGGCCUCUCGGCGCAUAGUGUGCUCUCGAAGGAACGUACAAAACUACCUCACGAUCCGGACAAUACCGCCGGACUCUAGCAUGGCUGCAGCACAUACCUAUCUCGAAGAGCUUUCCCCUUGAAUAUACCUCGUAUACUACGAUGCUGGAAUCACCGAGACAAAUUCCGGCUCUCGAUAAUUGCAGCCCCACGAGACUGCUGCGGAACAGCCCACGUCUAUAUCCCAUCAAUUUUCACGAGAUUGCACUGGUAUCUUCGCAAGAGUGUGCGUGGAACGCAUUUUUGCUCACAUUAAAUGGUGGGUCUGUAUGUAGUCCAGACUACGGGAAGUUAAUUGAGAAUCAUUAUAGGGUCUUUGACUGUAUCAUCGUAGCAGGACACCGUGGCAAAAGAUUUGUACGAAUUUCAAAUGUUCUUCCCUGCUAGUCAAAGAUAGGCGCUGUGUCCGAUUGUAGUCCAAAUCACCAAUUGAAAUGGUUUCUAUCGAGCUAAUCUAUCCGAUAGGCCAUGGAAGUUAUUUCACUUUUAGCAGUGCGUUACACCAAAAUUUAAAGUAAGAUUGAUGCCUAGUGAAUACCAACAGUCCAUACGAGUGCUUGCCCUUUUGAGACCUUCGGCAUUGGCCUCACUUGAGCGUAUGGUCUCGCCUUGCUCAUAUCGAUACAUUCACCCCCGGCCCUCACAGCACUGUCUUCAAGUACUUCGAUUGCCACCAUGAAGUUGGCUAUUGUUGCAAGCCUUUUCGCCUUCAUAGGCGCUGCAUUUGCAGACCACGGUUUCCGAGCCAGCGUCCCAGAACUGAGCUCACAGCGCCACCUCCCACACAAACAAUCCCGCUCCUUCCUGCAGGGUCGUGACUGGACGUCGGAGUACCCAGUUGCCAGUGACGAGAUAUGGGGAAAAGCGCGCAAUCGGGGCUGCAGCUUCUUCCAGGCGUUUGGUCUCUCCGACCAGGAAACCGCACAGCAGCUUUUCGAACCUCCAAUGAACACUAUAGCGAGUCCUUGGAGGGACUUGGGUGACAUGAUUUCGUGGGGCUUUACUCAGACCUACGACAUUAGACAGAAUCUUGGCCCACAAACCGAGUUUGAAGCGAAAGACAGCUAUGGAUAUUCAGGCUGGGGUAUCGGCAGUGCUCUACGCGGUCUCAACGUUGAUGACAAGGCAUUGUGUAAUGGAGGAUGGAACGUCGUCAUCCAGAUUUGCCAUGGAGACAUGUUGAAGCAUGCGAGAAAUGAGCUUUCAUUCGAUGAGCAGAGCAUAAUGCACGGCAACAGGAGGAUCAGGGCGACCGGAGGCAAUUUCUUGUUCUCUGUCAAUCCACUCCAUGGCGUCCUAAUGGCUAUGGAUCGUCUUUCGGUUCAUCACGCAGCAGCGGAGCGCCAUCCACCAGUCCAAGGAAGUGACCUGCCGGACUUCAAUAAGUUCUCCGACAUACUUUUCCUUUACUGGAAGCUGCACGCCGACGAUUUCAAUAAUCGCAAUAUCCGAUACUUUCUAUCUCUGGGAAUCGCCAAUCGUGAAACCAUGGGCAUAAUUAAACGUUGCUUCCCCGAUGUUGACUGGGACCAAUUUCCAGAGUUCCCUGGCGAAACGUUCGAGUGGCACGAACCUGAGUUCAGAGCUCUCUUAGGAUCUCCAAACAGUCAAGCAUUUGCUUACUUUCUCAUCCAGCACAAGGCUGACUUUGGCAACAAGUAUAUCACCAAAGUGCAAGUUUUCGCCUCCGCUUUGCCAGACGGAAUGGUCAAUCUGUGCUUCCAUGUGGCCGACGAACCGCCUCAAGGACAAGCUUUCACCAGCAAUUGGAAAGAAGGAUCAGGAAAUCUGAGUCGUGUAAAGGCAAAAGCAAACCUGUGAAAUGCCGCAUUUCUAUCCCCACAAAUUAUAUCUCUCUUCCGGGGAUAUGGGCGUUCACAAAUGUUGAUGAGUGACCUAGAUAGGUUUUGUU
This is a messenger RNA of Periconia digitata, 2535 nucleotides long. Lineage: Eukaryota; Fungi; Ascomycota; Dothideomycetes; Pleosporales; Periconiaceae. The record is from the annotation of a GenBank genome assembly.